Ruditapes philippinarum (Manila clam) is the source of this 1546-nucleotide messenger RNA. RefSeq names its product piggyBac transposable element-derived protein 3-like. The record is from RefSeq and is a predicted model, not a curated record. Gene Ontology annotation, molecular function: sequence-specific DNA binding. Bases 71 to 1546 code for a protein of 491 amino acids. Lineage: Eukaryota; Metazoa; Mollusca; Bivalvia; Venerida; Veneridae. The transcript has 3 exons.
ACCACUACGUUAUUUGCAGUGUGUUUUCAACAAGAAUGUGAUAAAAAUUGCCUUGAAAAUAUUAUUGAAAAUGGCUAGCAGAAACAGAAGAUACACAGUAAAUGAAAUCAUAUCAAUGCUUGAGGAUGAAGGUAACUUUGAAAGGGCAGAUAUACAUGUUCAACCACCUCCUGUAGAUGAACUGACAGAUGAAGAUAGUGCAAGUGAAGAUGAAGAAGUAGGUUACAACAACCUCAGUGGACGUCAGUUAGACCAACAAGCAACAGUGACAGUUAUCCGCCUAGAUGGACGUCAUGUUGUUGAUUCAGCAUCAGACUCCGAUCUAGAAACUGACCAUUCUUCAGAUUCUUCUGAUACAGAUGAAUACGAAGUGCCUGCAAAUAUUGCAAAAAGACCUCAAGUAAGAAUUGCACUACGGGAUCCAGCUCCGCGUCCCAAACGACCUGCACCAGUAAAGAGAAAGUGGGAAAAUAAAGAUCUACCUGAGCAAAAUAAAGACAGAUUCACUUGGCAUGGCUCAAAUAUAGACAAAAGUAUAUGGCCGCAAACACCAGAUGGCAUCUUCAACUUAUUUUUUGAUGAUGACGUGAUCAACAUGAUUGUUGAACAGAGUAUAAGAUAUGCUGGUUCAAAAGGCAACCAUUCGUUUUCAACUUCACCCCAAGAAAUUAGGAUCUUCCUAGCAAUUCUGCUUAGAUCAGGCUAUAACACUGUGCCAAGACGGAGACAGUUCUGGAGCCGGGAUGAUGACGUAAGGAAUGAGGCAAUAGCUCGUACAAUGCCGCGAGACAGAUUCGACAUAUUGGUGCGAUAUGUACAUCUUUGCGAUAACAACAAUCUUGACAGAGAGGACAAGUUUAGCAAAGUAAGACCACUGCUAUGUCUGCUGAAUGAGCGCUUCUUGUUAUACUUCUUGAAAGGGAAAAACCUUUCAAUCGACGAAAUCAUGAUCCCGUACUAUGGGCGACACGGAGCGAAACAGUUUAUUCGCGGUAAACCAAUUAGGUUCGGUUAUAAGAUGUGGGCGUUAACGACAGCACUUGGAUAUGUUUUACAAUUUGAGCCCUAUCAAGGGGCAAACGGCCACCAAACCCAUGAUCCUGGCUUCCUUGGAAUGGGCGGAGCAGUAGUUAUGGACCUGCUUUCAGAGCUGCAGAAAAAUGAUGCAUACCAUCUGACUUUUGAUAAUCUAUUUACUUCCCUGAAGCUUAUGGACCGGCUUACAGAUAUGGGAAUAUCUUGCACAGGAACCAUCCGUGCCAACCGAAUAGAAGAUUGUCCUGUCAAAAAUGUAAAAGACAUGGGAAAAACGCAACGAGGAAACUAUGAUAAAAGGUAUGACGCACACAAAGGUCUGAUAGUGGUGAGGUGGAAUGACAACAAUAUAGUGAAUGUGGUGUCAAAUUGCCAUGGAGUUGAACCAUUGCAACAAGCAACACGGUGGUCAAAGCAGGCAAAAGCUAGGGUGCGUCUUCCGCAGCCAUACCUUAUAAAAGCAUUACAACCAGACAAUGGGAGGUGUGGACAGGAUGGAUCAAAAUGUUGA